AUGCCGACCACGUUCACCGGUGGUCGAGGCGUGAACAGCCAAGACCUCGACAUCCCCAAGCGCAUGUCGUUCGUGAGCGGCGCCUCGCAGCUCAAGGACCUGGAAGACGGAAGCUAUGUCGGCGUCAAGACCCCAGAACACGUGCCCAUCGGUGCUCGCCCUCCUGAAGGAGAAGGCGGCGCCAUCCGUGAAGGAGGUAUGCCCGUACUGACCAGCAAGGAGAACCUCGGCCUGCUCUUCGAGUACGCCGCUGUUGGACUCGUGUAUGGCCUGCUGCCGGAGACCAUCUACCCAUUCAUGCAGGAAUACCUCAACUGUUCUGGCGCUCAAGUCACGGCUGCGAGCCAGCUUGUGGUGCUGCCGUGGAGCUUCAAAGUGUUCUAUGGUAUCCUGUCCGACUGCCUGCCGAUCUGCGGCUACCGUCGGCGACCGUACAUGCUCAUCGGCUGGGGUAUCUGCUUCAUCAUGCUGCUGGUCAUGCGCAUCAUGCCCAUUGGUAAGCCGUACUUUACGAAUGCGGCUGACCGAGACGUGGAUAUUGCAGACUACACUCCGGAGAUCGAAGCCCGCAUCAACUACGACGCUCCAUCGGAAGGCGCCAAGUAUGUGAUGCUCAUGUUCUUCGCUGCGUUUGGCUACGUCAUGCCGGACGUGUGUGCGGACAGUAUUACCUGCGAGUUGGCUCAACGUGAGCCCUUGGACAAGCGCGGCAAGACGCAGUCCUACUACGGCGGCACCUUCGACUUCUCGCUGAGCUUCCCCCAGCUGAUGAUCAUCGUCACUGUCCUCACGAUCCCCGUGUUUCCCAUGACGUGGUUCUUCAUCAAGGAGGAGAAGGUCGAGCGUGCCAACUUGAAGGAGUACAUCAGCAGCUUCUGGGACUUGCUGUGCACUCGGGCAGUGUACCAGGUCAUCGCGUACAACUUUUUCUCCAACAUCUUCGCUGACAUCACGUACACCGGCAGCUCCCCCAUUCAGGACUACAUGGUGGUGGGGACUGCACUGGAACUGGCGCUGAUGAUCGUCGUCACUGGAGCCGUGGUGAUCAUUGUGGACUGCACUGUGUCGAUGAUCGUCGUCUGGGACGUCUUCCGCAACCAGUGGUUCUGGCUUGGCCCUCCCAUUGCCGUCCAGCUCCCGUACGGCGUCGGCUGGAUCAUCUCGACUUUCGUGACUGUGGAACUGGCCGGACUGAGCAACGAAGCGGCCGUCUACGGCCUGAUCACCACGGUAACGAACGUCGCCUCUCCCUUCGCCUCAGCGUUGACCCUUGUGAUCGACGCUCCGUUCAACAUCACCAACGCUCGAGUUCAAGAAGACGACCACUCGAUUCGCCGAGAUCUGACGUACACUAUCAUCAUCAUGUACGCUAUGACUGCGUUUGCGUGGGUCUUCCUGUUCCUGUUGCCAAAACAAAAGGAAGAUACGCAGCGCCUGCUCCGCAAGGGCGGCAAGAGCAAGCUCAUCGGCGGUAUCACCGUGUUCUACCUGUGCUUCGCGAUCGUGUGGUCCGUCAUGACCAACAUCAUGGCUAUCUUUGAGAGCACGGCGUGCCUCGUCAUUGCGGGGGGCACUGGCUGCUAA
Molecule: messenger RNA, 1584 nt
Organism: Phytophthora sojae
Lineage: Eukaryota; Oomycota; Peronosporomycetes; Peronosporales; Peronosporaceae
Exons: 3
Coding region: 1-1584 (527 amino acids)
Source: RefSeq, a predicted model, not a curated record